This is a messenger RNA of Leptopilina heterotoma, 6255 nucleotides long. RefSeq names its product tyrosine-protein phosphatase non-receptor type 23 (gene mop). The coding region runs from base 111 to 5999 and encodes 1962 amino acids. Gene Ontology annotation, biological process: endocytic recycling; protein dephosphorylation; early endosome to late endosome transport. Gene Ontology annotation, cellular component: endosome. The record is from RefSeq and is a predicted model, not a curated record. Gene Ontology annotation, molecular function: protein binding; protein tyrosine phosphatase activity. Lineage: Eukaryota; Metazoa; Arthropoda; Insecta; Hymenoptera; Figitidae. The transcript has 19 exons.
CCAAAAGACGAAACGACAAAUUUUGACGUUUAUUCAUUCUUGUGGUGAACAAAAAUACGUAAAAUUAUAAAUUUCCCUAUAAUUUUUGACUUUAAAAAAAAGAAACGACCAUGGAGGCAGUUCCAAGACUGCCGAUGGUCUCAUUUCAAUUAAAAGUAAGUCCGGAACCAACUAGUUUUGCAACAAAACUCAAACAGUAUAUUCAAGAUUUUUAUAAUGAAGAUCCGGAAUCGUACAAUAACGAAAUUCAUCAACUCGAAAGUUUACGAUCAUCAGCUGUUCGGCCACCGAUUGAUGUUAAAGGAUGUGAAUUAUUAAAAAGAUAUUAUUGUCAAUUGCAUUUUUUGCAAAGUAGAUUUCCCAUGGGUAAAGAUGGUCCCGCUGCUGUUGUUUUCACUUGGAAAGACACGUAUGCUAAUAUGGUGUGUUCUCUGGCGAAUAUUCGUUUUGAAACGAUUUCUGUUUUGUAUAAUAUUAGUGCUAUUCAUACACAAUUGGGUGCAAGAUCAGAACGCACAUCACCUGAGGGAAUGAAAAUGGCAUGUACUCAUUUUCAAUGUGCAGCAUGGGCUUUUGAUCAUUUGAAAAAUAGUUAUCCCCAACCGCCUGGCGUUGAUUUAGCACCCGAAUUGAUGACAUUUAUGUAUCAAUUGUGCUUGGCUCAAGGACAAGAGUGUAUUUUAGAAAAGAGUAUGCUUGAUAAUCGAAAACCAUCAAUAGUUGCAAAAGUCGCACGUCAAAUUGUUGAUUAUUAUGGUUUGGCGCUUGCAACACUGGAGCAAGGUGGCAGUGAAGAUGGCACUGUUUGCGAAACAGUUGGAAAUAAAAUUUACAAGAUUUGGAAGAGAUAUGUGAAAUUUAAAAGAGCUUAUCACUUGGCAGUGACACAACUUUAUCAAGGUUUGGCAGCUGAAGAACAACGAAAAAUGGGCGAAAGAGUGGCGUUCUAUAAUGCAUCUUUGGCAGCUUUAAAUGAAGCUCGUUCUCUUUUCGCGAGUGCAAAAGGUGUUAAUGGAAUAACGGGCACCACUGAUGAAAAAGAAGCAAUCGAAGAAGCGCUCACCUUCACAAACGAUGUUAUCGAAGGAAAACGAAAAGCUGCGAAAAACGAGAAUGAAUACAUUUAUCAUGAGGAAGUGCCAGAGAAAGAUGCUUUACCAGUCGUCAAGGGUGCUUCUUUAGUUAAAGGCAUUUCCUUCAACGUCAAUGAUUCUGAAGUUUCUGGUUCGGACAUUUUUGCCAGGCUCGUUCCAAUGAAAGUACACGAGGCGAAUUCAUUAUAUUCAGAGGAGAAAGCAAAAGUACUGCGUUCAGUUGGUGGGAAAAUCGAGGAGCGCGAUCAAAUAUUGAAUACAUAUUUAAUGUCAUUGAAAUUGGAAAAUUUGAGCCUCUGGGAUCCGGAUGCAGUGAAUUCCGAAUCGGAGAUUCUCGCUUUGCCGGAAGAAUUGGCCGAACGUUGUGCUGCUAUAAAUGCAAAACCCAAUGCAAUACAAGAACAAGUUGAUACAAUGGCGAAAUUAUCUGAUACCUAUCACAAUGUCGAGGCAAUGCUCAAAGAAAUUGAUGUUAUUUUAACAGAGGAACAACUAAGGGAAAAACUGUAUCAGGAGACAAUGGGUAAAAGGCCGCCGUCAAUAGUUGCCACAGAUUUGACGAGAGAAGCAAAAAAGUACGAAGAAGCUCACGCUAAAGCUUCCGAAAGCAAUCAAGCCCUUCAUAAAGCGAUGAAUUUACAUGUUAAUAAUUUGAAAAUUCUCUCUCAACCUUUGUCGAGUUUAAUGGCGCAUAUUCCAUCUCCUUCGAUUAAAUCAGGUGAAGGUAGCAGUGAAAAGAAAGUUGACAGUGAAUCGGAUAAGCUUCGCACACGCGAAUUAAAACGAAUUCUAAACAAAGUGGACGAAAUGCGUAGACAAAGAAAUGAAUUACACAGCAAAUUGCGGGAUGCAAUAUCUCAAGAUGAUUUGACAAGAAUUUUGGUAACUGCCACAUCAGAAUCGAAAUCGCUAGAUGAACUUUUCGCUGAACAAAUCAACAAACAUCAACCGACUGUGAGUCUAAUAGAACAAAAUCUAGCAGCUCAAGACAAUAUAUUGGCCGCAUUGACAGAAGCUUACGCUCACACAGCAGAAAUUCGUAAAACAGUUGACGAGGUUCUAAAGCGUCGUGAAUACAUCAUAACAUCACUGAUCACUUCCUACGAUGCUUAUGAAGAUCUUCUCUCAAAAACUACCAAGGGUUUGGAAUUUUACCGAAAAAUGGAAAUAAAUGUCACGAAAUUAUUGCAAAGAGUGAAAAACACUUGUAAAGUUCAGGAGGAAGAACGUGCUCAGAUUCUCGCACAAAAUAGUGUGGGCUUACGUGGAAUCAGUGACAUUUCAAUGACAGAAACAAAAUCUCCACUCCAUAUGCUUCCUAAAGAUCCAAAUGCAACUGGAAGUGGCCUAAAACUUAAGGAUUAUUUAGCAAACAGAGUAACAAACAUUCCCACCUAUCACAAUCAAUACUCCGAUCAACGAUCAUUAUCCAUUACAAAAAUAAACACCGAUCAUCAGGGAAUAAAAGGCACCGAUCACAAUGGUGCCCAUGAAAAUAUACCCCCAACAACCAAUACACAAUUCACCGAUCCCAAACAAUAUCAAUACUAUCAGUAUUCUGAAUAUUAUCCCGGUCAACAUAAUGCCUACAAUACACAAUACAUUUACGGAGAGACAUCAACAAAUUUAAACUCAAGUCUACCGAAAACAGGAACAACAUUUUCAGACAGUGUCUAUGGACAAGCGGGAAAAAUAAAAGCAUCAACAGAAUCGACAAAUUCUUCUGAUCCCUAUGCCUAUCCCGUUCAAAAAGGUUACUCAACAAAUCCAACAAACGAUCAGUAUUCGUAUCCAUACAAUUCGGCUUAUCCCUAUGGUUAUCAAGUCAUUCCCGAGAAUACAAAUUAUCCCGGUGUUCAACAACAAGUGAACAGUUCAUCGCCUCAUCAUCAUCAAAAUUUAAAUCCAAUGCAAAUCCAACAAAAUACAGUUGUUGACGAAGCAGGAAGAAGUGUGGAAAUUAAUAAAUCAGUGCCUUAUGUUACGUCCAUUCAUCAAAGUUACAACACUGAUGGUCAAACAAAUUCAGGAACAGUCACACAAGUUCAGACGAAUAAUCAAAAUGUCGCUAUAAAUUCCUAUCAAGUUCCUCAGGCAAAUUUACAGCAGCCGAAUAGUAUCACUCAGGGCUACGUGAAUCCAAUGGGUUCGAAUGUCGAUUUACAAGCGACGGUGAAUAUGUCACAGAGUAAUCAAUCAAUUCAUCCGCAUUCCUCACAAGUUGAUCUGCAACAGCAAAUGAGUCAACAACAAAUUAAUCAACUCUCUGCGCAGCAGCAAAUUGUUUCUCAUCAGAACAGUCAAAUAAUGAUUAAUCAACAUGCGAUCAAUCAGCAGCAGCAGCAGCAGCAGGUUAAUCAACAACCGAUUAUUCAUCCGAUUAAUGCAAUCGGUCAACAGGCAGUUAAUCAACAGAUUAGUCAGCAACCGAUCAAUCAGAUUAAUCAACAACCGAUUCCUCAACAGCAGAUUAAUCAGCAACCUAUCAAUCAACAACAAAUUAAUCAACAACCGGUCAAUCAACAGCAGUCGCAAUUGAUCCAGAAUACCCAGAGUUCAUCGCCUGGUAUUCAUUACACCCUGUCGCAACAAUACAUUCCAAAUCAACACAUGGGCAUGUACACGAAUACAUCGGCCACUGACAGUUCGACAUAUUCAACAGCAACAACGAAAAAUCCCUCUGUGAAUAUCAGCAGUAAUUCCUAUUACGACGAAGCAGCGCAAUAUUCAACUGCUGCAAAUUAUAACGCCGAUCAGCAAAAUUACAUUAACAAUCAAUACGUCUCACAGAAUCAAAAUGAAAUUGUUCAUAAUUAUAAUAACUAUGGAAAUUAUCAACAAACUGAUGCGAGUGGUUUUAAAAAUAUUCAAAGUUCGAGUACAAUUCAAAAUAUUCCCGGUUACUCGGAAAUUAUACAAAGUCAUGCAAAGGCAAAUUCAUUUUCAAAUUAUUAUAAUCAACAACAACAGCCACAAUCGCAGGAUCAACAGAAUUUUACUGGAAGUGUUGUUAAUCAGUUUGGAAACUAUUCGCAAGUCUAUGGGAAUAAUUAUGGAAAUGUACAGACGAGUGAAAUUUCUGGUUCGUCAACUGAUUCGUAUCAAGGUCAUCCGGGUUAUGGAUAUAAUUCUCUAACCGGUGGUUAUGAAUAUAGUUCGGGUUAUCAAAAUACACAGGCACUGCAGGGACAGGAGCAGCAAAAUAAUGCGAUUGGUGGUUUAACGGAUUCUGUCAAUAGUCCCGUUUAUCAACAGCAGGAUGGUUAUAUGUUGUAUACAAACGCUGGUAAUAAUACCGCCACAAAUCAAACAUCUUCCUCGCAAUACUCAGCUCAGAAUGAUAAUUCUACAUCUAAUCCGGCUUAUUCGCAAUAUACUCAACAAACUCCUACUCAAGACAAUUCAAAUACAACAUUAAAUGAAACACAAGUAAAAACCCAAAGCACUGAGACAAAUACCGUGAAGAAUAAAGCAGUACUUGAACAAAAAUCGAAUGUUGAUCUUCUCUCUGAUUUGGAUAUUACAAUUAAUCAUGCGCCACUAUUACCGGAAGUUUCAAUAGUAAAAGAUGAGAAAGAAGAGGUGAGAAGUGAAUUAAAGUCUUUGGAAGUCAACCAAGAGAAAAUUAUUCCUACUGCUCGUAAUGAUACGAAAUUAUCAUCGAUUGAUGAUAAAACGGAGAAUUUGCAAAUUGUUUGGGACACAUGGUAUUUGGACGUACAACCGAAGAAAGAUCCACUUGGAGAGCCAACAAUUUUACAAAAAUUUCUCAUCGAUAUUGAAAAAUAUGAGAAAUUUGUCGACAGUCUUUUAAUAAUAACAUUGAGUGGUGCUAAGAAUAUUGAUAUCAAAUGGAAGGAAGUUAAAGAAUUUGAGGAUAGAGAAGCAAAGAAACAGAAAUGUGCGAUCGCUUUGGCUAAUUCGUCAAUGAAUAGAAAUAUCGAUUGCAUUCCUUACGAUAUGAAUCGCGUGGAAAUGAAUUCUUACAUAAAUGCUUCAUUUGUAAAGGAUGUAACUCAAUGGACACCGGCAGCAUUUAUCAUUUCACAAGCUCCGAGAAGUGAUGAAUUUCAAACAUUUUGGUCUAUGGUCUGGGAUCAGGAGAGCGAAGUUAUUGCUUGUUUGGCUUCUGAUUUACAGUUAAGCGGCGAUAUUUAUUGGCCAACAAGUGAAGAGAAAAAUAUAACUAUCGGAGACUUUACACUGAAAAUGAAAAAUCGAAUUAAUCACGCAACUUACAUUCAGACAAUCAUUACUCUUACGCGUUCCGGACAAAAAGUGGAAAGAGUAGUUGUACAUAUGCAAUUUCUUGUUUGGCCAACAAAUGGUUUUCCGAGUUCUCCUGGUUCGUUGCUUGCCUUUGCAACUGACGUCAUGUCAGAACAAGCAUUGAGACAUUGUUCACCGAAACCAAUAAUUGUUCACUGUCUCGUCGGUGGAACUCUCAGUGGUUUAUUUUUAAUUGCAAUGGCAGCAAUUUGUAAUGUUAGAGCUGGCCAUGGAAUUGUUGAUGUACCAUUGGUAUUUUCAAGCCUUGUUAAAUUUCGCAAAGGCUUGGUCGACAAAGAUUCGUUAUUAUUUGGCUAUCGAAUGGUUCUCUAUCACGCUCAAGAUACUUUAAUGAAAAGAGGAAUUUUAUCAUCAACUCGUUCGACUUUUGAAUGUUUCGAAGAGAUUAAGAAAAAUAAGGGGAAAAGUAUGACGAAGACACGUCAUCAUCCUUCUGAUGAUUUCCUCCAUAAUUUCGGAUCGGGAAUUCAACAUGGAAUUUCUACACCAGGGGGACAGCCAACAUCAUCGGCCAGGCCAAAUACACCGCAAAGUAUUCCUUCCAUAACACAGGAAAAAUCUGACGUGAUAGAUCCAUUGAGUCAGUUAGAUCCGCUCUGGACCAUCAGAAGAUAGUCAUUAAUUUAAAUAAUUGUAAAAUAAUAUCUGCUUUCUAAAGAACGCAAAACAAUGAAAAAGAGAAGAGAAAGAACGCAGUGGCGAUAUAAUUGUGAGUAUUGGUUAACACACUCGAAUUAAUUACAAGUGUAAAUAGCUUUUAAAAAACAAAAAAAUGGGUGACAACCAUUUCCCUAUAUAUGAACUAGAUGUAAUUUUUUUUUAGCAUUUUUUUCGAAAUUUUCUGCAUAAUUAAAAGAAAAUUACUUAUUUA